AUGCCUAUGAAGCUGCCCAAAAGCUUUACGAGGCGGAAAUCGUCCGGCAACGUUUUAGACGACGUGGAAACCCCUCACCAACCCUCCUUUCGAGUCUUCGAGCGCCCAGGGCCUCAUCGAUCCAUGACAGAUGGAGCGGCGUUGACCAAGCCGCUGAGUGAGGGCCAUACGGUGCCGUCGAUGAUGGAGGAUUCUGAUAACAUUUUUGCGGAGAGAGAACGACCCCUGGACAAGAGCCGGUACGAUCGCCCAUCGACCAUGGAUUCUCUCAGGAGACGACUGACUGGGAACCGUGAUAGCGGUAACUACGAAAGUUCUACGUCAACCAGGCUAAGCUCGUCAUCCACCCUCCCAUCAUCGACCGAAGUCCCGCCGCCCGACGAGACCCAAUCCCCGCAUUCCAGGAUCCAUGAUGUACCAGCUCCGCCACCGCUCACGAGUGCACUGCGCGCAGCAGGACGAACUUUCUCGUUCGGUGGUCGAUUCAGCAAGUCGGGACCGCAGGUACCUCGGCAACAAACACCAGAUGCCGCGAAGAAUCGCCCGGUGACGGGCAGCACUGACAGCACCGCCACUCCACCCAAGCUGCCCGAUACAGACUUCGCUCUCAGCUCGCAAGACGAUUUUAACAAGAUGUUUGAGAAUAUGGAUGCGCGAGAGGGUUCAGCAAUACGGGAGUCAUCCCCUAGACCGGGCAAGUACUCCUCGUCUCCGCCGACGCAUGUUCUGCCCGAGUUCCAAAAAAGCAGGGCUGCGGCACCCGCCGCGAUUAACACAGAUCGAUCCACUGCUGUCGAGUCACCCCUUACUCAUGGGAUCGUCGCCCGUCCGAAGAGGAGCCAGUCAACCCUCGAUACCGUUGUUGGUUUCCGGAAGCUUUCACCGUCUCCCAAUCAGUUUGCUGAGGCCACUACUUCACAUCGUUCCUUGGAGCGCCCGCGGGGAACUGAGAGAGGAGGACUGCGCAGGAGGGAAUCCGCACCUUUUGACGACGAAGAUGCCAAAAUGGUCCGACAAUCUAUCCUGUGGAGCAAAGAAGGCACUUCGCCGUGGGCUGAGGGUAGCUCCUCUGGUGGAACACCCUUGAUUGAUAAGGGCAAAGCACCCAAUUACUCUGGCCAAGUUAGCCCAGAAACUGAUAAUAUGUUCCAAUCCCGCGGUUCGCCCGCUCCGGCCGACAGAUUGGAUCCCUCCAUUGCGGAUCAUGCGCGUUUGGCUGUGCAGUACGCAGAUGCUCUCCCCAAGUCAACUUCUCCGGGUAACAAGGUGAUGACUCCAUCUCAGUUCGAGCACUAUCGCCAGCAACAGGAGCUUCGACGUUCCAAUAGCGAUGCGACUAAGAGCGAUGAAGAGUCUGAUCAUGAGGAGUUUGACGACGAAGAAGAUGAGGUGGAGAAACAACGUGAGACGGAACGCCAACGACGAAAGCAGGAGGCUCAUCUCUCUGUGUAUCGCCAGCAGAUGAUGAAGAUCACUGGCCAGCAAGCACCUGUGCAAUCGCUACGUCCGGUCAUGAGCGGAGCUAGCAAUAGCACGCCCAAUUUGCACCCCAGUCGCGUGUCUGUACUAGGCGAGAAGUCCACCAGUGGAAAGAGCAGCGAGGAAGAGGAUGACGAUGUACCGCUUGGAAUUCUGGCCGCACACGGCUUCCCCAGUCAGAACCGCCCACCAACCCGCCUGAACAAUGUCAGCUCCAACCCUAACCUUCGCGCAUCCAUGCAACCGCCGUAUAUAUCAUCUUCCAGCUCUGUUUCGGGGGCCGACCCCAACGGCAGCCGAGGCGGUCUGCCACCUUUUGCGAGGAACUUGCCGCGAGAUCCUUACUUCGGUGCAGGUCUGGUUAACAACUCCAACCGUGAAUCGUUGGCGUUCGGAGGUGGUUCGGUAUAUGGAGGAUCUUCGUCCCCAGCACCUCCUUCCGGGGGUCUUGUUGGUGUUAUAGCAAAUGAGGAGCGGGCGCGGGCGAUGCGCAGAGGAAGCCCGAACACACAAGCCAUGCACGAAAUGGGAGGAGUGCCUCGACCAUACUCCAUGAUGCCGCCGCCGCAGCAAAACGUUAGCGCUGGGGAACAAGCUUCCAUCCAGCUCUCGCAGCAGAUGGCCACCAUGAUGCAGAUGCAAAUGCAGUGGAUGCAGCAAAUGAUGCAAAUGCAAGGUGGGCAGGGUCAGCCUAUGAUGCAAGGCAUGCCAAUGCCUCCUAUGAUGAUGCCUGGUGGCGGGAUGGCCAUGCCUCCCAUGGGCCCUCCUUCUAUAGCAGGACCCCCAUCCAUGACUGGCAAUCCGAACUUGCGGCCUAUGUCCAUGCCUGCAUCAUCCGUUCUCAAUGUUCCGCCCUCGCUUCCACCCCACAUCGACCAGCGUACGAUGAGCAUGCUUGACCCCAACAUUUCUCGAGGGACUGGCUCGCCCAUGCCGAAUCUCUCUGGCAACCCAUUCCGUCCCAGUACCGGAUAUGCCCCGUCAAUUGCUCCGUCGGAGCGCAGCACCGCGGGAAUGGCGUCUCGUUACCGGCCAGUGUCAGUCAUGCAGCCCGAAUCGAAUUACGCAGUGGCAUCCUCGACAAACAAGCCCUUCAGUGACGAAAACCACAACCCGAUGGCUCAGUCGCACAUUCCGAAAUCGCAUCUCGCCACUGUGACCGUCCGCCCCGUUUCACGGAGCACCGGCACUGCAAAUCGAAAGCCCGGCUCCGACGAUGAAGAGGAUGACGACGAGGCCUGGGCUGACAUGGUGAAGAAACGCGAGAAGAAGAAGAGCAGCUGGAAGAUGAAGCGAGGGACGUCUUCGUUCGGAGAUCUGCUGAGCGCUGUGCACUAA
Molecule: messenger RNA, 2817 nt
Organism: Penicillium mononematosum
Lineage: Eukaryota; Fungi; Ascomycota; Eurotiomycetes; Eurotiales; Aspergillaceae
Exons: 4
Coding region: 1-2817 (938 amino acids)
Source: RefSeq, a predicted model, not a curated record